This is a messenger RNA of Cyprinus carpio (common carp), 3324 nucleotides long. RefSeq names its product synapse differentiation inducing 1-like (gene syndig1l). Lineage: Eukaryota; Metazoa; Chordata; Actinopteri; Cypriniformes; Cyprinidae. The transcript is spliced from 5 exons. Bases 876 to 1643 code for a protein of 255 amino acids. Gene Ontology annotation, cellular component: intracellular membrane-bounded organelle; membrane. The record is from RefSeq and is a predicted model, not a curated record.
UUCCAUGGACACUCCAACUACUGGAAAAACUUAACGAAUACGCUGCUUUGCUGUAAUAUUUACCGUCAACAUCCCCAGCGGAGCUUCACUCACAAGAUGUGAAAUCGAUACGCUUUAUAGCUCUAAGAUCGUCGAACCCACGCAAACCUGUCGUAUUGUGUUUUAUAUCGGCUAGAGAGACAACGGAAACACGUCCACGCACCCUGGACUCAUGGUGCAUAGGCUAUUUCGUGUCCUGUUUGGAGGGACGCACGACGGAAAGUCCGUUCACUCCGUCACUCACAGCAUUUUCACCUUGUUCUCCCAGAACGAAACAUUGACUUUUAUGGAACGGGAAUUUACAGCUUCGCACAGGUGAUUUGAUGAAUUCAUAUAAUAAAACCAAGGAAACAGAGAAAGAUUUUUGUGUUUUAAAGCUUCUGAAAGUUCGCGCGGUCCUGAACAGCUCAACUGAAAGAUGCGCGCGGACUCAUACUACUAUGAGGUAUUGCCUCUAUUUAGUAAAUGUGGAUAUCUGUUGCUCGAGAACUGCUUCGACCACUAACGUUUAGCAGGUUGUUCUUUGUUUUGAGUGCUCGUGUCAUCCUUAUGAAAUCAGAGGUGUUGAUGUUUACCGAGUUUACCGGCGCUUCACGGGAUUCUGCAAUGCGAGAGUGGGAUUCAAACCGUUUGACAUUUCUUUGGAAAGCCAGUCGACUGUCAAAUUGCCAUUGAAUCAAAUCGAAUGAGUCGGCACCUGGAUUGCUGAGUCGGAAGCUCACGGCCUAUUGAACACAUUAGCACCUGUCACAUCAGUCCAGCCAAGGUCAUCGCUCCUUCCCUUCAUUCUCCAUCCGACUGUUAAACACCGAGUCCUGGUGCUCUGCUCUUCUAGAAUGGAGAGCCUAAGUGAGCUUCAGAACCCUCUUCUGGAUAAGAACAGCAAGCAUAUGGUGAUGGUCGACUAUGGCUAUGGGGGAGACUUCCACAGCAACCAGUAUCAGGAGAACAUUAUAAACUACUUUGUGACUGGUGGAGGUGGAGGAGGUGGCGGUGGAGGUGGGGUUGCGGUCACGGGAGGAAACGGCAAGGCUAGAGCCCAGCUACUGGAUGCCACCUCGCUUCACUUGGCAGUGGAGGCCUUUUAUAAGCCUAACUUCAUCCUAUACAAGGACGACGUGAGCGGCAAGGGCAAGGAUUACAAAAAUGAGUGCUGUGAGACCACCUUCAUGGAGAAGAAAGACAAGGACGUAGCAGUGGAGAUCCCCAGUACGGAGGACCCACAGGCUAAACUGAUGGAUGAAAACGAGGUGAAAAUCCAGACGGUGUCUUACGAGGUAGAGGAAGAGGAAUACGUGGAAUAUGAGACAGAUUGCUCCAGUGACAGUGAGAGUGAGGACAACUUCAUCGUCAUCCCUCCUCGUGAUCACCUGGGCCUCGCUAUCUUCUCCAUGCUCUGUUGCUUCUGGCCUCUGGGCAUUGCUGCUUUCUACUUUUCUCAGGGGACCAGCAAAGCCGUGACCAAGGGAGACUUCCCAUUGGCUAGCAUCGCAUCUAGACGAGCCUUGUUCCUAGCUGCUCUCUCCAUCACCAUUGGAACGGGGGUCUACGUGGGCGUGGUGGUGGCCCUCAUUGCAUAUCUGUCCAAACCAGGCCACAUUUAGCACAGCCAGGAGAGGGCUACAGGACUCCACGAUAUUACACAAUCGCCUCUGAACAUCUUUUUCUAAAUGUCUAGUUUCUCAUCCCUCACCGUGGACUGGCUGUCCACCCAGAUCAGAGAAAGGGAUGAACCAGAAGAAUAAUAUAUAAAUGUAAGCUUCAACUUGUGUCAAACCACACUGGAUAAAACUUAACUAAGUCUGAGAGCAGUUCGGAUGAAGAAUAUAAACCACCGACAAAUAAGCAAUCCAAUUAACCAAACCCAAAGGGGAGCUAUUCCAAAGGACACAUUUAAGGAUCAAAAGGGACUAAGUGCCCUUGGAUUUGUUUUUCCCUUUCCAACUGUGCUUCGUUCCAAACCUGAAAGAGAAGUCAAGCCAUUCUCAGUUUCUCUCUCAUUAUGUACUUACUCCGUUAAACCCUGUAUAUGUGGCCCAAUUAAACCAGCACUGCUGAAUAUACCAACCGCAGUCUGUGAGCUCCAUUAAAAAGGACAGAAUGUUGUCCAAAAUAACACAGCUUUGUAUGUUAUAAUAAGUGAAUGUGCUGUUCAAACACAAACUUAAAUGCUUAUGAUCGUGAUUCAGAGCUACAGGACAAGAAAUAACUAUCAAAGACAAUGCCGUCCACCUCUAGGAAAUUGAAAUUCAUCUGUGACAUUCAGGGUCACUUAUACACAACCUGUAUGCUAUUCACACUUAUUUAGGGCUCUAUGCUUUGUGUAAAUUCUGUCUUUUGUUUUAUCCAAAGUCCAAAUCUUCAUUUUGACCCAAGAUAAGUAAAAAUGGAUGAAGAACAAGGAAAACAAGUGUUUAUUUUUAAUUGGUAAGGAUUUGCUUGACUUUAACAGAUUUUUUUCUUUCACUCCCAGAUAUCUGAACUGAAUAUAAAUGAAACGACUUUACACGUGGAUGGUAUGGCGUCCUUCCACCACCCGAAUGCACCACUUAAUGUCCCUUAUGAUUUAAAGAAUAUCUUCAGAGUUGACAAAACUCAAGACAGAUGGUCAAAAAUUUACAAUAUACUUUCCUCAAAUCCUAAGAUGGAUGUUUGAACAAAAAAAGGCAGGUUUAGUUUUCAGGUGAAAGGGACUCAGAUUGAAUCUAUUAAUAAUGUAUUGGAUGUCUCUGAGCUCACAGGCAUGGGAACAAACACACAGGAUGGACAAACACAAAGGUCGACUAGGCUAUUUCAACAACAAUGGAGACUGAAUCUGGUGUAGUCAUCCACAUAAGAACUUCAAAACAUGAAAACUAUGGGUUCUUUGGUGGCUAAGUAGUGAUUCGAGGCUUGACUUGAAUUCCUGUGGUACACACAUCAUUUGGAAGCUAGUAGAAAUUAAACUGGCCACAUUUUGAAGUUAGCCAAUUGUACGUAACCUCCUAAUUGCUUCUCAUGGUGAUUUGAAAUACCUCAAUACAUUUCUAUUGAAUACCCUGAUUCUACACAAGCUUGCAUAUUUACAAUGUGAGGCUUUUAAGAGGUUGGAUUCACAAAACAUUCCUAAGAAGUAUAAAAAUCUUUGUGCUAUUUUCUUCCAUUUUUUUCCAACAAAAAUCACUGUAAGUAACCUCUUAAAGCAGGGGUCACUAAACUCUGUCCUGGAAGGCCGGUGUCCUAAAUAGUUUAGCUCCAACCCUAAUCAAACACACCUGAACCAGCUAAUCAAGGUCUUACUGGGAA